Messenger RNA from Felis catus (domestic cat), 4749 nucleotides. RefSeq names its product coiled-coil domain containing 66 (gene CCDC66). NCBI's taxonomy places the organism in Eukaryota, Metazoa, Chordata, Mammalia, Carnivora, Felidae. The coding region runs from base 87 to 2990 and encodes 967 amino acids. Gene Ontology annotation, biological process: cilium assembly. The record is from RefSeq and is a predicted model, not a curated record. Gene Ontology annotation, molecular function: microtubule binding. The transcript has 19 exons. Gene Ontology annotation, cellular component: photoreceptor inner segment; microtubule; cilium.
AAUGGGCGUAGCGCUUGUUGAGCGGCGGAGGCAACCGGCAUACACAGGGGACCUGAGCGUUCGUGGAGAGAGCGAGAGGUCAGGCCAUGAACCUAGGAGAUGGUUUAAAGCUUGAAACUGAAUUAUUGGAUGGAAAAACCAAGUUAAUAUUGUCUCCAUAUGAAUGUAAAUCAAAAUAUUCUGUGAAGAUGGGAAAUAAGACCAAGAUUGUAAAAUGUCCAUUAAGAACAAAACAAACUGGAUACAUUCUAAAAUCAACACAAAAUACUUGUAUCAAGAGUGGAAAACUUUUGCAAAAGAAGAGAAUGGGUUCAGAAACUUCACAGGCAAAAGGUGAAAAAAAUAGUAUGACUUUUUCACCCACUAAGGAUUUAUGCAAGCAGUAUGUAGAUAAAGACUGUCUUUAUGUCCAGAAAGAGAUUUUACCUGCCACCCCCAAUAUACAGAAGACUAGAAACACCAUAAAUACAUCUAUAGUAUCUAAAGAGAAGCUUUGCCAAAAACACAUCACAGCUGAAAAUAUGAAGAGCAGUUUGGUGUGUCUAACACAAGACCAACUACAACAGAUUUUGAUGACUGUGAACCAAGGGAAUGGAUCUAUUUCCCUGAUUGAAAAUGGAAGGGAGGAAACAUGUCGGGGCAGUCUACAUUUAAACAAUAUUUCUAAUCAGCCAAAUGACGAAAACGUUAUGGGAGUACUCCAAAAAACUGAGGCUCUUUCAUCUGUCCUAGAUGAAAGUAAAUCUGUUUUAAAUAAAAAUCAGGAGACAUCUAAGCAGUAUGAACAGAAAAUUGCCAUAGAGAAUGCAUGGAAACCAGCUGACAUAUUCAGUACCCUGGGGGAAAGAGAACGUGAUAGAAGUUUGUUGGAAGCAAAAAAAGCCCAGUGGAGGAAAGAGCUUGGUAGGACAUUAUUUACAGAUGAACAGGUUGCUUUAAAGAAGAAAGAAAAAGAAGCUUCUGAAAAAUGGAACAAUCCUUGGAAAAAAUUUGAAAGUGAUAAAAGAGUAUGGGAAAAAUUUCAAAUUCUUGACCAGUCUAAGACUUGUGCUAGCUCUUCUAGCAUUCUGUCACAGUCUCCUUGUCAGGUAACAUUGGUCCAGGAUGAUGGGCACCCACUAAUUAGAGUUGGUCAAAUUUUAGAGGACGCAGUACCACUGGAGCACUCUUUCAAUGCUGUGAAACAAGAACAGCAGAGAAAAUGGAUCGAAGAUUUGAACAAACAAAUAGAGGAUGAUCGGCAAAGAAAAACAGAGGAAAAAAUUACAUCUUCAAAGGGUGAGGAACAUGACAGAUGGACAGUGCAUUUUGGUUCAUUAAAGAACUAUCCUGCUUCUCAGUCUCAACUCUCCUCUCGGUCAACAUACAACCAACCAGAGUACUUCUGUGUCUCUCCGGACACUCAGGAGCUGGCUGAUAUCAACAGUGUUUAUACACCUAUGAGUGGAAGCCAGGUUGAACCUUCAGAGGAGGAACAUACAGCAAAACCUCUUAGAGAUACGACUAUGGCAAAUAGUCAGAAAACGAAUUUUCUCCGUUCUAUGACUGCUCUCUUGGACCCAGCUCAGAUUGAAGAACGUGACAGGCGACGACAAAAACAGUUAGAACAUCAGAAAGCUAUCACUGCUCAGGUAGAGGAGAAACGCAGGAAGAAACAGCUGGAAGAACAGCAAAGAAAGAAGGAAGAACAAGAAGAGGAGUGUCGCUUAGCACGGGAGCGAGAAGAAAUGCAGAAGCAGUAUGAAGAAGACAUACUUAAGCAAAAACAAAAGGAAGAAAUCAUGGCUCUCAAGACAAAUGAGCUAUUCCAGACAAUGCAAAGAGCACAAGAGCUAGCACAGAGACUGAAACAGGAACAGAGAAUCCGAGAAUUGGCUCAAAAGGGACAUGACACUUCUGGAUUGAUUAAAAAUCUUGGCGGACAUGGCUUGGAUGACGUCAGUGAUAAAAUGAAUAUAUGUAUCAAUUCUACAACCUCUCCCAAAAAGGACACUGCUGUGCAAACAGAUGACUUAAAUACAGGAAUGUUCACCAAUGCAGAAUCAUGCUGUGGAUCAGUAAUAGAGAGGGAAAUUAUAAAUUGUUCAUCCCCUGAGAUUCCUGCAGAAUUUAGUGAACAACUUCACACUAAGAAAGACAAACAGGAACUAACAAAUCAGGAUAAAGGAGCCAACUUAGAAAAAGAAAACAGUUGGUAUAAUGAUCAGUGGAAUGAAUUCACAAGGACAGAGAAAACAAAACCAGUGAAGAAAGGUCCUAAAAGGCCCGACUGGAAUAUAAAUAAGCCACUCAAAAGGUAUAUUCCAGCAUCAGAAAAGUACCCUAAACAGCUUCAAAAGCAGAGAGAAGAAAAAAAAGUAAGAAGGCAGAUGGAACUGCUUAAUUUGGUAGAAAGAAACAGUCCUGGACACCUCUCUCAAAAUAGAGGGCCUUCACCAGUUCUUCCUUCAUCUCAAGAAACUGAGCCAAGGUUCAGGUGGCAUCUAAUCAAAAAGGAAGAAGAUCCUCUGAAAAUUAAUUCUUUCAGCAAGGAAAGGUCUCCAUCACCACCACCAGUUCCAGUGGUGAAAAACAGAACACAACAGACUCAGACACUAAACAGUAAUUAUGAAAGAGAGAAUCUGAUCUUAGAAGGCAGUCAAACAGAAACAUCACCUGGGGUUUCUGAACCAUCCCAUUUUAUCCCCUAUGUCCGAACCAGUGAGAUCUAUUACCUUGAUCCAGAUGCACCACUGUCUAGGCCUUUAACCCAGGAUCUUCAGUACCAAAAUCCACAUGACUGUGACCAAGAACAAGGACAGCUACUUGACUUUGGUGUCAGGGACCCACUUCUUAAUCCUAACUUGUUGAAAAACAGGGAUCGACAACAAGCAAUCCUUAAGGGACUAUCAGAACUGAGACAGGGCCUUCUCCAGAAGCAAAGGGAGUUGGAAACUAAUCUCAUGCCUUUAGCUGCAAAUCAAGAAGAGAAUUUUAAUUCUUCGCUUUAAAUGUAGAAAAUCAAAUCCUUCACGUUUGUUGUCUUCUAAAUUAUAAAAUGUGUUCAUUGCAUAACUGUAUUUUCCAAAUAACCUAGAUUUUAAAAAUGCUUAUUUAAAACUUGUACAUUAUGUAGUACAACACUGUGUAUAUAUAUAUAUAUUUUACAAUAAAACGGACAUUUUUUGUAAAGCUUAGUAAAGAAAAAAAAAAUUUCUGCUCUAUCACAAUCUAGGCAUUUAAGUCCUGUAAAAACACUUUCCACUUACCUUACGACAGGUUUCUGACCUGUUCACAGACAACGUUCUUCUACACUUAUGAAGCUUAUUACUAAGAUACCACUUAGGUAUUUUGCUCUAUAAAAAGAUCUGAAAGGUUAGAACUCAGAUUCUAAGUUCUUCUGAAGGGCGGGCCCAAAGGAAGGUCUGACUUAACACAUCCCAACUUUUACUAGAGUAGCUGAUUUGGUAUUUCUUUUCUCUAAAUCCUUUUUUUUCUUCUUUUUUCACUUGUGGAAACUGCAUUUUCAAAAACAGCUUGCAUUUGUAAUGCAGGCAGUUAUUACCAAUAUAGUUUUAAAACUGAUCGCCAUAUACUUUGUGAAUUUGAAGUUAUUUUUUAGAACAGCACUUAAGUGUUUAACACCUCAAAAAAUAUACUUACAUUUUGCUAAGACUACCAAUUUAAAAAUCCAUAGCAAAUUUGUUCAAUGCCUUUAAUAAACAAACCUAUCUUUUGAAAUAGGAGACUGAAUUUGAGUAAGUCAAAUUUCACACUAAGUACUGAAAAUCGUUAAUUAUCAAAUACCCUCGAAUAAAAGGUUGAGCAAAAUUUUAGCAACAGGCAAUUUUUACAUGGCUAAGCUUAAAGAUAAAAAUAAUGCUGCCUGGUAUUAAGUCCUAGGUCUUAAAUCUUGAGGUAUUGAGCCAAAUCCUGUAAAUAUUUAUUGACAUCACUGGCUUAUACCUGUAUAAAAACACUAUACAAAAGCUUAAAAUAAAUACAAUAGUUGACUGAUAUGUCAUUUCAGCAAAAGUAGCUGGUAUCCUGACAGAGGGGGGGAAAAAGUUAUUUACUAUGGUUUUGCAAAUAUCUAAUUUUAUGUAUAAAACAGGCUUCAAUUUGAAGUCUAAGUACAGGUGACAUAUAAAUGUAAAACUUAAAAGUGCCAACAUGAGAUAAUUCAAGUACAAUAUAUGUUAAAAAUAUAUAUAUUUAUUUCAAUUUUCAGAUGCUUCAACUGUUACAGGCCAUCAUGAUUUAAAUAAAAGGAAAAAAAACAUUUGAGAAAGGACAAGAAACCUUUUGUUUAGAGAAUGAAAUAUAAAUUGUUAUUUCACUUAUAAGAAACAAAGUCCAUAACAACCUGUUUCAAAAAAAAAAAUUACUAUAAUUAUUUCUCUUUUGAAAACGGCCUGGAAGAAUCACUUUUCCCCCAACUUAAUGGAGAUGGAGAUUUAUCUCUAUCCAAGCUUUGAGUAUAAGCAGAUAAAAAGUAAUUUUCACUUUCUUGAGACUGACUUGAUGAAAGGGCAUAUGGUGUCCCCAAAAAUGUCUGAUGAGUGAGAACGUUAAAAUGACUAAACUGAUGGGACAUAUGUAAUUGACUGUGAUAAACCUGAAAGCUGCUAUAUGCAUCUUGUUCAGUUGAACUGCUGUUCUCUCCUUCAGAGCACACUAGAGCAACAGAAGCUCUCUCUUCAGAAUCAAUCUGACAAGUCUUAUCUUCUAAUAAACUUUUUUGCACGUCAAGAGACGAUUGCAACUCAA